Anolis sagrei ordinatus is the source of this 2733-nucleotide messenger RNA. RefSeq names its product sphingomyelin phosphodiesterase acid like 3A (gene SMPDL3A). NCBI's taxonomy places the organism in Eukaryota, Metazoa, Chordata, Lepidosauria, Squamata, Anolidae. Gene Ontology annotation, molecular function: sphingomyelin phosphodiesterase activity. Gene Ontology annotation, biological process: sphingomyelin catabolic process. The record is from RefSeq and is a predicted model, not a curated record.
AGAAGGGGGAAGGGAUCAAAGAUUCAGUGUCCGGGCUUCCGUGGGCGAAGAAAGAGAAAGUAAGCCCUGCAGUGCAAGAGAAGGAAGGAAGGAGGGAAGGAAGGGGCCGCGCUUGUCCUCCUCCUCCUCCUCCUCCUCCUGAAGGCGUCACAAGAGAGAGCUUCUCCCGGGACGGAGGCGAGGCUGCGACGGGUAUGGCGAGCCCUUGCCUGUGGCUGUCCCUUUGGGGGCGGAUGCUCCUGCUCCUCCUGUGCGCCCUGCCCCUCCGCGCCGCGCCGGCCCUCCGCCCGGGGAAGUUCUGGCAUAUCACUGAUUUACACCUGGACCCCACCUACCACGUUGCAAGGAAUCACACUCGGGUUUGUGCCUCUUCCAAAGGGGAAAAUGCUUCCAACCCUGGCCUAUAUGGAGAUUUUAUGUGUGAUUCUCCGUAUCAACUUAUUUUAUCAGCUUUGCAGUACAUAAAGGAUUCUGAUCAACAGGCAUCUUUCAUGAUAUGGACAGGAGACAGUCCCCCUCAUGUUUCAGUGAAAGAGCUGUCUACAAAAAUAGUCAUUGAUAUUAUUGGUAACUUGACUUCUACCAUAAGAAGCUUUCUCCCAGAUCUCCAGGUUUUUCCUGCAUUGGGAAAUCAUGACUAUUGGCCACAGGACCAGAUACCUGUGUCAGCCAAUGAAGUUUACAAUGCUGCAGCAAAUUUCUGGAGACCUUGGAUUACUGAUGAAGCUGUCAGUACCCUAAAAAAAGGUGGCUUUUAUACACAGAUAUUUCAUCCCAACCCAUCUGCUCAGCCUCUUAGGAUAAUAAGUUUGAAUACAGUCUUAUACUAUUCUCCUGACAACACGACUCUGAAUAUGACAGAUCCAGCAAACCAGUUUGAAUGGCUGGAAAAUGUACUAGAAACAGCAGAACAGAACAAGGAAAAGGUGUAUGUGAUAGGACAUGUACCAGUAGGCUACAUUCCUUAUAUGAGAAAUACUACUGCCAUGAGGAAACACCACAACGAGAGGUUGAUAGAAAUCUUUCGGAGACAUGGCAGUGUUAUCGCUGGACAGUUUUUUGGACACACUCACAGAGACAGUAUCAUGGUUCUCCUUGAUGAAAAGGGAAAACCUAUAAACUCCUUGUUUGUGGCACCUGCCGUGACACCAGUGAAGGCUAUCUGGGAAUCAGACACAAACAACCCAGGAGUGAGACUAUACCAAUUUGAUCCUUCUUCAUAUAGUCUACUGGAUCUUUGGCAGUUCUAUUUGAAUCUCACAGAAGCCAACAUGAAAAAUGAAUCAGUCUGGAAGCUUGAAUAUGUUAUGACCAAAGCUUAUGGAAUGGAGGACUUAAUCCCAGAAAGCCUUUAUGAAAUGACAAAUCGAUUGAGUGCACCACAUAGCACAUUAUUUCAAAAAUAUUACUACUAUUAUUAUGUGAGUUAUGAUGAUCCACAUUUGUUCUGUGAAAAGCACUGUAGAAUCAGCCAGUUGUGUGCAAUCAAACAUUUAGACUUCCCUUCCUAUAUAGAUUGUAUUGAACAUGAAGAAAAAUUGCAACUUUGAGAAUAGGAACUAUUCAGUCUUAAGGAAUUGUGCACUCUAAACUCAGUUCAGAUGUAACCAGUAAAUUGUAUUUAUCAGGCUGAGAACAAAUAUUGUGUCCUUGUUACUUCCCUCCCUUUCAUGUGCCAGCUUGGAAACUUUCGUUGUGCUUUGACCACAGUCUUCUGUUACAUUUGACUGAUCCUGAUUAAGACUACAUGACAACUUUCCAUUUUAGAUAUAACAAAAAACUAAUUUCAACAAGAAGAUGUUAGAAGUCUGAAUCCUGUGUGCAUAAAAAGAAACAUGUAGGCACAACAUUAGUUCUUUAUGUAAUACAUAAUGAUUUAUUAAGCUGAAUGAAUCAGACCUAAACAUAAAUAUUUUAUUAAUUCCUUGUGCUAGGAUAUCAAUUUAAAGACCUAAACAUAAUCAAAUGAAACAUCGUACAGUAUAAGUAUCUAGGUAACUUAGUUUUUGAUGUUGUUAAACAACACAAACAGUAAUUCAGGCAGCAAGAACAAUCAUAGUGUAUUCAGGGUGCCUUAUGUAACCAUUGCAACAUUUGUGUCAGCAUUUACUCUCACACAUACUGCAUUCAGAUGAGUGAAGAUUGUAGAUCCGCAGACAUCACAGACUGGGUUGCAGGUAGCACGGUUGUCAAGGGAUAUUGUGUACCAUCAUUGUUUAAAAUAUCUAUUUGUGUGUAGCCAUGGGUGCUAAUGACGAGCCAUAUAGUUCCACCCUUCAGUAUAUUGGAGGAGCUUUGCAAAAACUGUGAAAAACUUUGGAGAAAAAAAACAGAAUUGUGAACUGUUUAUGAAAUUAUAGUUUUGAUUCUCUUGUCUUAAAACUUUGGUCAAGGAUACUGGUGGAUUCAGUGCCACUGGUGCCAUGAAAUAAUUGUUUCUUCCGGUCUCUCCCUUGACUCCAUAUUUCUUUUAAUCUAUGAUUGUCAUGUGACUUAAAUUUCUUCCAGUAUAUUGUUUGGUGCACCAUCUUUUAUUUUGUUUAUAAUGUUAUAUUUCAUAUUCUGUUUUUUUCCCCUUUUGCUGAUAACUUGAACACUUUCAUCAAGCUGUUGUUUGAGUUUCAAAUCUAAAUUGUUUUCUUUUUGUGGAAGGGGGAAUUAGCUGAUUGUCUCCAUCUCAGGAACUCACACAAUCUUUUAAACUGUGUUAAAAUAAACCCUGUUCGUGCAAAA